GCAACCUAAGCUAAGAGCAUAUAUAUAUACAUAGAGAGAGAGAGAGAAUAUAGAUGGACGACCGAGAUUUCUCCGUCCAAGUAUAAAAAUUUCUCAAUAUAUCUUAUAACAAGGUACUAGCUAGGAUAUCCAAGAAAGAGAAAAAAGAAGGAAAAUUUAAAGGCCUUGUGUUGAUUUAGAUGAAGACAAGUAUGGCAAAGAGUAUCCAAGAUUUGUCAUCCAAGAAGCAGUUCCACUGGACAGCCAAAGUUAGUAAUGAAGAAGCAAUAGCAAUAGCAGAGAAAGAAGAAAAGAGUGAUGCUAUGAAUGAAGGGAAUGCAGAAGAAAAGCCCCCCAAGGUUUCAGUUGUAAAGUCAGUUUUGAGUAGCAUCCAAGAAGAGAAGAAAGAGAAAGAGAAUGAAGAAUCAUCAUCAUCAUCAUCAUCAUCAUCAUCAGGUAGUUCUGCAAGGAGGAAACUGCAAGCAAUAGCAGUAUCCAGGCUGAAAUCCAUGAUUGGAUUUGGCAGAAACAGAGCCCAUUUCCAUGGCUUAGGAACAAGGCUUGUAGGCACCCUUUUUGGUUACAGGAGAGGGCAUGUGCACUUUGCAUUCCAGAAAGACCCCACAUCUCACCCAGUGUUCUUGGUUGAGCUAGCCACCCCAAUAACUGGGCUGGUUCGCGAGAUGGCGUCCGGGCUGGUCAGAAUCGCCCUGGAAUGCGACAAGGACGACAAGAAGGCGGGGGGCGGUGCAAGCUGCAGGCUCAUAGAUCAGGCUGUGUGGAGAACAUACUGCAAUGGGAAGAAAUGUGGGUUCGCCACAAGGCGCGAAUGCGGGGCCAAAGAAUGGCAGAUUUUGAAGGCUGUGGAGCCCAUUUCCAUGGGGGCUGGUGUUUUGCCAGCAGCAGCAAAUGGGGAAGGAGAAGAGGUGAUGUACAUGAGAGCCAAGUUUGAGAGAGUUGUGGGAUCAAGAGACUCAGAGGCAUUCUACAUGAUGAAUCCUGAUAGCAAUGCUGCUCCUGAACUCAGUAUUUACUUGCUCAGAGUUUGAAACUACUUACUUAGAUGCAAUUUUUAUUUUUAUUUUUAAUUUCUGGGGGUGAAUGAAGGUAUAUUUUAUCAUCUUUAGAUGUCACAAAUUAAAGUUGAAUAUAAUCAAUCCUCUGUGUAGCUUAAGGUCUAAGGGCAUGGAGAUUUAGUGAUCUCCAAUGUUGUUCUUUUUCUACUACUACUUUACUUAUCAUGUUUAAGGAAGAUCCUUCCUGUUCAUAGAAUGGAGAAGACUGGGAAUCCUUUGUAUUAAUUUACUUUUUGGGUGGAAUGGAAAAUACUUACUAUUAUUGCA
This is a messenger RNA of Ipomoea triloba (trilobed morning glory), 1322 nucleotides long. RefSeq names its product protein MIZU-KUSSEI 1. Lineage: Eukaryota; Viridiplantae; Streptophyta; Magnoliopsida; Solanales; Convolvulaceae. Gene Ontology annotation, biological process: hydrotropism. The transcript has a single exon. Bases 180 to 1028 code for a protein of 282 amino acids. The record is from RefSeq and is a predicted model, not a curated record.